Messenger RNA from Ailuropoda melanoleuca (giant panda), 2297 nucleotides. RefSeq names its product histone H2B type 1-C/E/F/G/I. The record is from RefSeq and is a predicted model, not a curated record. Gene Ontology annotation, cellular component: nucleosome. NCBI's taxonomy places the organism in Eukaryota, Metazoa, Chordata, Mammalia, Carnivora, Ursidae. The transcript has a single exon. Gene Ontology annotation, molecular function: structural constituent of chromatin; protein heterodimerization activity; DNA binding. Bases 29 to 409 code for a protein of 126 amino acids.
UCUGGGUGCUCUUCUUGUUUUCUCGGCCAUGCCCGAGCCGGCCAAGUCGGCUCCGGCCCCGAAGAAGGGCUCCAAGAAGGCGGUGACCAAGGCGCAGAAGAAGGACGGCAAGAAGCGCAAGCGCAGCCGCAAGGAGAGCUACUCGGUGUACGUGUACAAGGUGCUGAAGCAGGUGCACCCCGACACCGGCAUCUCGUCCAAGGCCAUGGGCAUCAUGAACUCGUUCGUCAACGACAUCUUCGAGCGCAUCGCGGGCGAGGCGUCGCGCCUGGCGCAUUACAACAAGCGCUCGACCAUCACGUCCAGGGAGAUCCAGACGGCCGUGCGCCUGCUGCUGCCCGGGGAGCUGGCCAAGCACGCCGUGUCCGAGGGCACCAAGGCCGUCACCAAGUACACCAGCUCCAAGUGAACUUGCCAAGUAAGCGUCUUGUGAUCCAACCCCAAAGGCUCUUUUCAGAGCCAUCCAUACUUUCUAAGAAAGAGCUUUGCACUGUUUACCUUUGAUUAAAGUAGAAGUAAAUACUUUUUUUUUUUCCUUUUAACAUAAGUAGCUUUAGGUAAACUGUAGCUUCUAGCUAGCUUUUGGGAUUUGCAGUUCACUUUUAGUGUUUUAGUUUGUGGUUGACUUUUAGUAAUAACAUUUUGUCUAGUAAGACAUCAGUGCAAAUAAGACCUCGGAUCUUUCGUUGGGCUGCAGAAGUAUUUGGAGGUCCCGUGGAGAACCUCUCCCAGUAGUUCCGGCUUUGUCAGUUUAUCUCUGGUUAGGCCUCACUAAAUUGCCUCCAGAGUUAAAGGAUUAAUCAGGAUCUUGGAGUGGUAAGUUUCAGUUGAUGAGACUGGAGAAUUAUUCAGCUAUUUUCUCUAAUUCUUGCUCCCCAGGCUGGAGUAGGCCCACAGCCUCCUUCAUCUUUUAAAACUGUAUUUGGGAGGUAGUGUGUCGGGACAGUUGUGCUGACUGAAAAUGGUGACAGGGCCACCAGGCAGUAUGAUUUAGAUUGUGUUCCAUUUUCUACUUUCUCACCUAGUUAACUCAGGCUGGUUACCCCUGGAGAUACCCUCACCACCGUCCACCAUCUCCCAUUAAAAUUCCAAGCAUUGUUAAAGACCUAUUAGUGUAACCAAUAUGGUUUGAAAUUAAAACUGAGUUCUUUCUCGUGGAGCUGAGUGAGGAGCUGGAAAUGUUUCUUCUCCACCUCUUCAAUUCUGUAAAAUCCUAUUCCCAGUCAUGCAGCACGUUUUUUUCUGUCUUUGUUUCUGUUGCAGGGAAGUCUGGUGCCUCUGAUGGGAAGCCAUAUUAAAGGCAUGCCUGGUUUGGGUGCUGUUUUUGGAUUACCAGCUUUAGUAAAUCCAGGAAGAUCUACUGUCAUUAACUUUGCUCAAGAGUAAGGACUCGCAGAGUGGAUUGCAAGAACAAAACACGUGUGGCCGGGUUACUUCUUAAGCCUAACUUUGAGAUUUACUUUCUCAAAGCAACCACCAUUCUUCACUAGUACAUUUAUCCCGCAAACUGAUCUUGGGUGCCUCACAGGUGCUAAGAAAUGUACCUGCAAUGGGAAAGUUCCAGCGUCUUCAGAAGAAACAGUUAAGAAAAUACGGACUCUAAAAAGAAAUUGGGAAGGGAGCCAAAUGGAGCCUGCUGCUUGGGGCAAGUCCUGUAGCAGGGAGGGGAAGCGCGCUCCAGGCAGAGUGGUCUGGACUUAGAAAGCCUCUGGGAGGCCUGCAGGCUGGAAUUGCUGGAGAUGAAUGUGGAACGGGAAGGAGAAGGUGCCGCAGAGAAUCUUACGAUACUCAGGAGCUUUGUACACCUUGAAAAGAAAUAUAAAAGUUUAUCUACUAGGGGACGGCAGACUGCAGAAUUUUAAAAUCUUAUAAAAUGUAUGAUUCAGAAUCAUUAUUCUGGUGGCCCAGUUGAGAAUGGAUUGAAAGGGGGGUGAGAUCCAGGUCAAAAGUUUGGAAAUACCAGCCAGGGGUGAGGGUCUGAACUAAGGAGGGGGCAGCAAUUGGGAAGAGGAGGAGGAGGAGGGGAAAAAAGGUGGAGAGCGGAGGAAAAGAAAGCAGAAAGGUUAGGCCUUGCUGCAGAAUGACUUACAGGGGAAGGUGAAGGAGGACAGGCUGGAAUGUCUCUCAAGAAAGGGCUUCAGAAAGUGGGCUUGGGAGGAAAGACUUGCAGUGUUCAUUCUGACUCAACACCGCAAAGCACCUAAGCAUAUAUUGAACCGCUGUCUGAGGUUCUCAGUUCUCAGCUUAAAAGAGUUUGAGAAAACUGCGGAAUCAGGAAGGUCAUUUGGAUCGACUCC